GCGCGGUGGCCUCACAGGGCGGGGGGAGCGGCGCGCAAGAUGGCGGCCGCCGCGCUGUGCCGGGCGCUGGGGGCGCUGGUGCUGUCGCCCCCCCGCGCCGCUAUCGCCGCCGCCCGGCCUGUCGCGAUAGCGGCGCCCUCCGGGGGCCUGGCGGCGGCCGCCGGCCGCUGGCUGAGCGCCUCGGCGGCGCGCUGCACGACUGACCCCACGUGGAAGUGCCGCGUCAAGUACACCGUGCGGCCCCUCGGCAUGAGGAAAACCGGGGGGCGCGACCACACGGGUCGCAUCCGCGUGCGGGGCAUCGGGGGGGGCCACAAGCAGCGGUACCGCAUGGUCGACUUCCAGCGGCUGCGCUACCAGGAGGGCAGCGAGAAGGUGGUCAGCGUGCGAUACGACCCGUGCAGGUCGGCUGACAUCGCGCUGGUGGCCGGCGGCAAUCGGAAGCGCUGGAUCAUCGCCACGGAGAACAUGCAGCCGGGGGACAUCAUCAGGAACUCGGCGCACAUCGGCAGGAUGGCGGUGUCGGCCAAGGAAGGGGACGCCUACCCGCUGGGGGCCCUGCCCGUGGGCACGCUGAUCUGCAACCUGGAGAGCCACCCCGGCAAGGGGGCGCAGUACAUCCGCGCGGCCGGGACCUGCGGGGUGCUGCUGCGCAAGGUGAACGGGACGGCCAUCGUGCAGCUGCCCUCCAAGAGGCAAAUGCAGGUGCUGGAGACCUGCGUGGCCACGGUGGGCCGCGUCUCCAACGUGGACCACAACAAGCGGGUGAUCGGCAAGGCGGGCCGCAACCGCUGGCUGGGCAAGCGGCCCCACACGGGGCUCUGGCACCGCAAGGGCGGCUGGGCCGGCCGCAAGAUCCGGCCCCUGCCGCCCCUCAAGAGCUACGUGCACCUGCCCCGCGUGGCGGCCCCGCCAGGACAAUAAAGCCGCGUGUGCCAGCUCCCA
Messenger RNA from Anas platyrhynchos (mallard), 945 nucleotides. It is a transcript of the gene MRPL2, whose product is annotated as mitochondrial ribosomal protein L2. The record is from RefSeq and is a predicted model, not a curated record. Gene Ontology annotation, biological process: mitochondrial translation. Gene Ontology annotation, molecular function: structural constituent of ribosome; RNA binding; transferase activity. NCBI's taxonomy places the organism in Eukaryota, Metazoa, Chordata, Aves, Anseriformes, Anatidae. Gene Ontology annotation, cellular component: ribosome; mitochondrial large ribosomal subunit.